Molecule: messenger RNA, 2664 nt
Organism: Fusarium vanettenii 77-13-4
Lineage: Eukaryota; Fungi; Ascomycota; Sordariomycetes; Hypocreales; Nectriaceae
Exons: 7
Coding region: 1-2664 (887 amino acids)
Biological process (GO): DNA-templated transcription; regulation of DNA-templated transcription
Molecular function (GO): zinc ion binding; DNA-binding transcription factor activity, RNA polymerase II-specific; DNA binding
Source: RefSeq, a predicted model, not a curated record
AUGGAUCAUAUGGGCUUUCAGGUGCCAGGCAUGGCACCGCCUAUUAUGAAUCAGCCACCACAGAUCUUUGGCGGUUAUGAUGGUCUACCACAGUUGCCCCCUGAGCUCGCCGCUCAAAUGUUUCCCGACUCAGCAAUGCUACUCGACGACUCCAAUGAUCCAAAGAGGAGGAGAAUUGCUAGGGCUUGCGACAUGUGUCGGAAGAAGAAGAUCAAGUGCGACGGCAAGAUGCCUGCUUGCACCCAUUGCAUCAACUACAAGACAGAAUGCGUCUUUACUCAAGUUGAGAAGAAACGCGCUCCUCCCAAAGGCGCCAAGUAUAUCGAAGGACUUGAGAACCGAUUGAAUCGGAUGGAACACUUGCUACGGCUAUCUGGCCUUCUGGACGAAGAGGAUGGUGAUCUCGGAGCUCUGGAGAAGAAGUUGAUGGAAAGAAACCAAAAGUCACGGCAAGCCUCAAUGGCCACUGCAUCUUCGCCCGCUUCACCAUCCCAGACCGCCUCUGUUCCUUCUGCUAUUGAUGGAACAGGAUCGACACCUCAAAGUUCACUGACCUCACCGAACCCUGCUAUGAGGGAAGACAAACGCAAGUCAGUGACACCAGCUCCCGAUGACGCCAACCCUGAGGAUCAGGAAGAAGUCGAGGCGCUUUCCGAAAUGAUGUGUUCACUGGUUACCAAUACGUAUGGUGAGACAAGAUACAUCGGCUCUUCCUCAGGUUUCUCUAUCUUCUCGCCCAAAGGAAUCUCCUGGGUAAAUGCCAAGACGGGUGACAACUCGUUCCAGCGAACCAUCUCGGAUGUGUCUGUGGAUGACCAUAAAUGGACAAACUGGAAGCCCGAAGUCUUUGGUGAUCUAUUCCAACGACCUAUCUUCCGGCCUCUGCCCUCGAAGCCCGAGGCGUUGUCUCUGCUCAAGGACUUCUUCGAGAACUUUAACUGCAUCUUCCCCCUUUUCCACCAGCCGACCUUUAUGCACCUGGUGGAACGGCAGUACUCUUCUGAUCCAUACAAUGGAUCCGGCUGGUGGGCUAGUCUCAAUUGCGCGCUCGCGAUUGCCCACCGCUUGCGUGUUAUGAGCAAUCUCGUGCCCCAGGAGGAGGAUGACAAGGCAUGGGGCUAUCUCAAGAACGCACUGGGUGUGUUCCCCGAGUUGACCAUGCGCAACACGGAUCUCCUCAGUGUGCAGGCACUUCUUGGUAUGGCGCUAUUCAUGCAGGGAACGCCCAACCCUCAGCCAACGUUCCUCUUGAUCGCUGCGGCGAUGCGUCUGGCGCAGAGUAUCGGUCUGCACAAACGCGGAACUGGAUUCAACCUCAAUCCAAUCGAGAUUGAGCAGCGCAAGAGAGUCUUCUGGAUUGCUUACAUGCUCGACAAGGACCUGUGUCUCCGUGCCGGCCGUCCACCGGCACAGGACGACGAUGACAUGAAUGUCGAGCUUCCAGAUGCUGACCCCGAGGACAACAUUGGCAACAUUCCCCUGGCUGACGGCAAGGGCAAGAUGAACCUUUUCCGCGUCAUGUGCGAGUUUGCCACGAUCGAGAGCGAGGUCUAUAAGCGGCUGUAUUCGGUGCAGGCCACAAAGCAAUCUGAUGGCGAGCUCCUCAAUACAAUUGGCGAGCUCGAUCAGAAGCUGGAGGACUGGAAGGACCGUAUUCCGAUCGACUACCGACCCGAACAUGAGAUCAAGGCCUCGCAUACCCCCUUGAUUCUCCACGUUGUCAUGGUGCACCUCACCUAUUACAACUGCCUGACGACGAUCCAUCGUAUGUCGGUUCAUCACGGGUACUGGACUAGCCGCCUGUCCAACUAUGCUAUUCAGGGUCUCAAUGCCAAACCGCUCAACCCACGUGUCUUUUCCUCAGCAGCCCUCUGUACGGCUGCGGCACGAGCAUCUGUCUCGUUGCUCAAAUACGUCCCACAGGGCGACUUUUCCUGUGUCUGGCUCAUUCUAUACUUCCCCGUUUCUGCGUUAGUAACCCUAUUCGGCAAUAUCCUCCAGAACCCUCUCGACCCACGAGCAAAGUCAGACACUCGCCUGAUGAACAUGGUGGUGACGUUCCUCUCCAUGCUUGGACAGGAGGCUGAGCAGGGCGGUGUCCAUCGUAUGCUCGGAAUCUGUGCCGAGUUCGAGCGAAUAGCCAAGGCUGUUAUCGAAAAGGCUGAGAAGGAUCAAUCUUCUCGCCGGAAACGCAAGAACCAGGACACGACGAGGUCAUCGCCCAAUCCUACCGCCGCCACGGCCAAGGCGACACCAUCCACCGGCGCGGAAGCGACUCCGCCUAUGUCGGGGUCUUCUAUUGGCGAUAGGAGGUCAUCACAGGCCCAACUAUCACCGCCGCAGAAUGGUGAUCACAGGUCGUCAUUCUCUAUGAAUACCCCUAUGAACUACCCUUCGCCGGCAGGAUCAGCUGGCUGGCCUCAGGAGUUCCCUGUGCCUCAACCUGGACAGAAUGGCGACUUUGACUCGUUCAUGAAUGGAAAUGGAAGCAUGCAGUCACCGCCAGGGCCACCAGCAGGCGGGUUCCAGCAACCUCUACUCCCGCAGGAUCUCUUCUCCCUGCCCAUGAAUUUGGACUGGAGUUGGGCAGAGAUGACGACAGGUGCAUACCCGACAGUUGAGAAUGGCAACUUUGGCGAGGAGGGACAAGUGCCGCAGCAAUAA